AUGGAGCCAUCGAGAUCCGGGGUCUGUGUGUCUGAAAAAGUGAAGCUUCUUAUUGCAGUGCUUGUCUUGCAAAUGUGCUUUGCAGGGUUUCAUAUAGUGUCGAGAGUUGCACUCAAUAUUGGCAUAAGCAAAGUCGUUUAUCCCGUCUAUAGAAACCUCAUUGCGUUGGUUCUCUUGGCUCCUUUUGCUUAUUUCUAUGAGAAGAAAGAGAGGCCACCCCUUACAUUCUCUAUACUAGUUCAAUUCUUUUUCCUGGCAUUAAUAGGAAUCACAGCCAACCAAGGGUUUUAUAUACUAGGCUUGUAUUAUGCUACUCCAACCUUUGCUUCAGCCAUGCAGAACUCAGUUCCUGCCAUUACUUUCCUCAUGGCUUCUACUUUAAGGCUUGAGAAAGUUAACAUAGCAAGGAGACAUGGGUUGGCAAAGGUUAUUGGUACUCUUGCAAGUGUAGGGGGAGCAACUGUUACUACUCUAUAUAAAGGCCCCCCUCUUUUUCACCAACAUGCAUCAAUUGUCAAUGAUUCAUUACUGUAUGAAGAUAUGCUUUCUGGCUCACCAAAAAUGCUCAACUGGACUUGGGGUUGUAUCUACCUGCUUGCUCACUGCUUAUCAUGGGCAGGCUGGAUGGUCUUUCAGGCUCCCGUGGUGAGGAAUUACCCAGCUAAACUCUCACUCACCUCUUUCACGUGCUUUUUCGGGUUGAUCCAGUUCAUGGUAAUUGCGGCUUUUUUUGAGAGGGAUCCCAAUAAAUGGAAAAUCAAGUCUGGGGAAGAGAUUUUUACCAUCUUAUACGCUGGAAUCGUUUCAUCUGGGAUUGUGAUAUCUCUUCAAACAUGGUGUAUUCAGAAAGGAGGGCCUGUUUAUGUUGCCAUCUUCCAGCCUGUGCAAACUGUUCUUGUUGCUAUCAUGGCUUUUGCAAUUCUCCAUGAUCAGCUGUACCUAGGCGGAUUGUUAGGGGCAGUGCUCAUAAUGAUGGGUCUCUACUCAGUAAUAUGGGGAAAAACAGAAGAGCAAAGGAUAGUGGCAAGCCAAGAAGAGAGGGAAGGUCCAUUGACAAAGCAUCUUCUUAAUGAUGAUUCCAAGAAUGAAGAAUACAACACUGUUUCUGACAUCCCUUGACCUAAAGAAAAGAAGACAACUGGAUUUCUGUUUGAAUUACAAUAUUGU
Messenger RNA from Cynara cardunculus var. scolymus (artichoke), 1167 nucleotides. Its product is annotated as WAT1-related protein At3g18200. The record is from RefSeq and is a predicted model, not a curated record. Gene Ontology annotation, cellular component: plasma membrane. Gene Ontology annotation, molecular function: transmembrane transporter activity. The transcript is spliced from 7 exons. Lineage: Eukaryota; Viridiplantae; Streptophyta; Magnoliopsida; Asterales; Asteraceae. Bases 1 to 1119 code for a protein of 372 amino acids.